This is a messenger RNA of Elgaria multicarinata webbii, 2695 nucleotides long. Its product is annotated as interferon-induced GTP-binding protein Mx2-like. The record is from RefSeq and is a predicted model, not a curated record. Gene Ontology annotation, biological process: defense response to virus. Lineage: Eukaryota; Metazoa; Chordata; Lepidosauria; Squamata; Anguidae. Gene Ontology annotation, molecular function: GTP binding; microtubule binding; GTPase activity. Gene Ontology annotation, cellular component: nucleus; membrane; cytoplasm. The coding region runs from base 101 to 2047 and encodes 648 amino acids. The transcript is spliced from 14 exons.
AAACCACCCUCAGUCUUGCUGGACAGGAAAGGAAAAUAGCGUCUUUCUUUGACAUCCGAGCGGAGACGGAAAGAAACGGUACAAUCCAGAAAAUAUUUUGAUGGCUAAGAGGGAAAUGUCUGUCACGCUUGACAUGAAAAAGGGCCCAUCUCCACUGAAGAAAAAACACAGUGAGAAAGCAGCCAGUGCCUCCUUGUGCAGCCAGUAUGAGGAGAAAGUCCGCCCUUGUAUUGACCUCAUUGAUUCCCUGAGGGCCCUUGGAGUGGAAAAGGACUUGGCGUUGCCGGCAAUUGCUGUGAUUGGAGACCAGAGCUCUGGGAAAAGCUCCGUUCUAGAAGCACUGUCUGGAGUCGCUCUUCCUAGGGGCAGUGGUAUUGUUACCCGAUGUCCCUUAGAGCUCAAGCUGAAGAAAAUGCAGCACAAAAAGGAGUGGGAAGGGGAAAUCGAGUAUUUAGACACAGUGCAAGAACUGAUGAGCCCAUCAGAGGUGGAAGCUGCAGUCAUAAGGGCCCAGAAUGCAAUGGCUGGUGAAGGAGUGGGCAUUAGCCACAAUUUAAUUAGCCUGGAAAUCAGCUCCCCAGAUGUUCCAGACCUUACUUUGAUUGAUCUCCCAGGGAUUACAAGAGUGGCUGUGGGUGAUCAGCCACGAGAUAUUGGACAGCAGAUAAUAAAAUUAAUCAAAACAUAUAUCACCAAACAAGAAACGAUCAAUUUGGUAGUGGUGCCGAGUAACGUAGACAUUGCAACUACGGAGGCACUGAAAAUGGCUCAAGAGGUAGACCCUGCCGGAGAGAGAACACUUGGCAUCCUGACCAAGCCUGACCUGGUUGACAAGGGAACAGAGAUUGAGGUAGUUGACAUAGUCCGCAAUCAAAGAGUUCCCCUGAGAAAAGGAUACAUGAUAGUUAAAUGUCGUGGGCAGAGGGACAUCGAUGAGAAAGUGUGCUUGGCUGAUGCAAUCCAGAGAGAGAGAACGUUUUUUGAAGAGCAUGACUUUUUCAGCUCUCUUUUGGCGGAAGGCAGAGCUACUAUCCCACUGCUGGCAGACAGGCUUACUCAGGAGCUGAUAGAGCACAUUAAAUCGCUACCAACGUUAGAAAAGCAAAUAAAGGACAAACUUGAGGCAGCAAAUGCGAAGCUGCAGCAAUGUGGCCAAGGUGUGCCUGAAACUAUGGACGAAAAGAUGCUUUUCCUCGUAGAAAAAAUCAAGAUUUUUAAUAAGGAUCUCACAGAAAAAGCGGAAGGACAAGAAGUUUUAAGGGAUAAGAAAAAAACAAGAUUGUUCACAACAAUGCGACAAUUCUUUAAUGACUGGCAGGAGGAGGUAAAUCAAAAUGCGCAAAAUGUCAGAGACAUUAUGAACGAAGAAGUACAUAGCUUUGAAAAGAAAUAUCGUGGCAAAGAACUCCCAGGGUUUGUCAGUUACAAGACCUUUGAGGACAUCGUAAGGCAGCACAUUGUGAUGUUACGGUCGCCAGCUCUUGAGAUGUUGAAGGAUGUCGCGGAACUCGUGCGGGACGCAUUUGUUGAAACUGCCAACCAACACUUUAAUAACUUUCACUAUCUCCGCAGAGCCGCUCAGAACAAUAUUGAAGAUAUAAAACUGAAGCAAGAGGACGAAGCAGAAAUUAUGAUCAACUCUCAAUUUAAACUGGAAAGUAUUGUGUACUGUCAGGAUGAUAUAUACAGUGGAGAUUUAAAGGAUGUUAGAGCCCAAAGUACAACUUUUCUAGCUUUAAGGGCACACCGUGUUCUGACUGCUGCAAAGCAAUGCUCCAUGGAAGAAAUGGCCUACCACUUGAAUGCCUACUUCAAAAGUGCUGGAACCCGUCUUGGCACCCAGGUUCCCAUGAUAGUUCAGACAUACAUUCUCCAGGAUUAUGCCGAGAAGUUACAGAAUGCCAUGUUGACGCUCUUGCAAGAUAAAGAUCAGUAUGGGACUCUGCUUCAGGAGCAGAAAGAUGCUGCUGAUAUGAGGGCCACCCUAAAGGAAAGGAUCGACCGUCUUACCAAAGCUCGACAGCGCUUAGCAAAAUUCCCUGUUUAAAUGAGAGGUGUUUCCAUGUUUCCAGUAGCAGGUGGUAGGGAGUCCCAUUCAGUGCUUGAGUAAUGCAUAAAGGGUUUUUUUCCUAAUCAAAAAUUGUUUUUUAAAAUACAAAAUUAGGCGCUAAUACCCUAAUUAUCACACUUGAAGAAUGCAUUCAAAAUCAGAUGUGUGACAUAACAAAGAAGGUGAUAUCCAAACAAACUGUAAUAACUACUAAUUAUUAUUACAUAUGAUUUUCAAGCGUACAGACCAUUUUAUAUAUGGGAAGAAACCACUGGAAAACAGUGAUCUCCCCUUCAUGGGAUACACAUGGUGUACCAGGGUAUAUAACUUAUCACUGUGUACAGACUGGUUUCCAAAUCUAGAAAUGACUAAACAUUUACAUUCUGUAAAAAUGAAAUCGUGAACCAAUUCUAGAUAUGAUCAAAUUACAAAAAAAUGAAAAAAGUGGCCAAAUUGUUAACCUGCAUGUGUGUUUUCCUCCUGGAAAAUGUGGAUUUGAAUUUAUAACUUGACAGAAUUCUUUUUUAAACAUUCCAUGCAUUUAUUGAUCCUGUGAGUUAGCCCUGUGACUUCAAAGGCUGAGAGUUGUGUAUUUGCUGUGGAAAGAAUGUGCUUACCUUUUAAAAUAAAGUUAUCAUUGCUGGA